This is a messenger RNA of Manihot esculenta (cassava), 3764 nucleotides long. Its product is annotated as receptor-like protein 1. The record is from RefSeq and is a predicted model, not a curated record. Bases 712 to 3630 code for a protein of 972 amino acids. Lineage: Eukaryota; Viridiplantae; Streptophyta; Magnoliopsida; Malpighiales; Euphorbiaceae. Gene Ontology annotation, molecular function: protein binding. The transcript is spliced from 9 exons.
CUAGCUAUCAAUAUUAAAAAUGAAGGUGAUGAAGGUGUGCGGUAUGGUAUUAGCAAUGACGAUGGUUUUAUUAUUUCAAAGAGUUUGGUGCUCUGAUGAUUGUUGGGAGACUGAGAGAAUUGCUCUCUUGCAACUUCAGUCUCAUUUCAACUAUUCUCUUCAAAAUGAUUAUUAUCUUCAAAAUUAUCCAUAUUUAUUCUUUUAUGAUUAUUCUAUGGAAAUUGAUGUUAUCAAGUGUUGUGAUUGGGAAAGAGUGUGGUGUAAUGCCACCACAGGGCAUGUUAUCCAACUCAAUCUUAGGAAUAUAAGAGUUUUUUCACCAGGAACGUGGUAUCUAAACGCGUCUUUAUUUCUUCCUUUUCAACACCUCAACUAUCUUGAUUUAAGAGGAAAUUACAUUGCAGGUUACUUUAAGAACGAAGCUUUGUCUAUUUACAUCUAUAUUUUUCAUUAUGAUAAUUAUAAUUGCAUCGCAUUAAUCCAAAUUAAAUGAGUAUUUGGAAAUCCAUCGAGUUGCAUUUCAUACAUUUUUUCUCUCUUUUUAUUUAUAUAUAAUUAUAAUUGAUUUUUAUAUAUGCAGGUUUUCAAAGGCUAUCCUCACUUGAGAAUUUGAAGUUUCUUAAUUUAGCUUCUAAUAACUUCAAAACUGAUAUUUUAUUAUCUUUAACUCAUCUCUCAUCUUUGAAAUAUUUAAAUCUAGAUGAUAAUCACAUGAAAGGAAGAAUUAAUAUUGAAGAAUUGAACAGCUUGACAAAUUUAGAAAGUUUGAGUAUACGGUCGAACGAAAUUGAAGGUUUUAAGUCUUUUAAUGGUGGUGAAGAAUUAUUAAAUAUGAGCAAUCUAGAAUUUUUAGACAUGAGUCACAAUCACCUUGAAAAUGGUGUUUUAUCUCUCAAGGGUCUCUCCUCUCUUAAAACUCUAUUGAUGGAUUAUAAUCAAUUAAAAGGACCUUUUGAUUUAAAAGAAUUAAAUACCAUGAAUAAUUUGGAGAUGCUGAGUUUGGGUGGAAACAACAUUACAAACUUGAUCAGUUCAAGAGGUGGUGAAAACUUAUCAAAUAUGAGCAAUCUAAAAUCUCUAGACAUGAGUUUCAAUAACCUUGGAAAUGACGUUUUAUCAUCUCUUAGAAGUCUCUCCUUUCUUACAACUCUAAGGAUGGAUUAUAAUCAAUUUGAAGGACCUUUUGAUUUAAAAGAAUUGGAUACCAUGAGUAAUUUGGAGUUGCUGAGUUUGAUUGGAAACAAUAUUACAAAAUUUGUCGGUACAAAAGGAAUGAGAAGCUUUAGAAAUUUAAGAUGGCUUUCUCUAACUAUAAAUGGAAGCAGCAUGCUAUUAGAGUCAUUGGGAGCAUUUACCAAUCUCGACAACCUACAUAUAAGCUGGAGUGAUUUAAAAGGGACAAGAUUUGCUCAAGGUUCUAAUCUCACCAAUUUGAAAGAAUUAUAUCUAGAUAACUCUUCUGUGGAUGAAAACUUUCUCCAAAGUUUUGAAGCACUUUCUUCCCUUGAAACAUUAUCAAUGCACGGCUGUGGACCUAGUGGCAUCAUACCUGUGAGCCAAAGUAUUUGCAAAUUGAAGCAUCUUCAAAAGUUAGACAUUAGUUACAACGAUUUCAGUGGUAACUUACCUUUGUGUCUAGCAAAUUUGACUUCUCUUCAACAAUUAGACCUCUCUUCCAAUCACUUUAUUGGAAACAUUUCUUCAUCUCCACUUGAAGGUUUAACAAACCUUGAAUAUCUAUCAGUUUCAGACAAUCUUUUUCAAAUCCCAAUCUCAUUAAGUCCAUUUUUCAACCAUUCAAAACUCAAAUACGUGGGAAGUAGGGGUAACAAAAUAUUUGCAGAAACAAAUGAUCAGUACUUGAACCCAAGAUUUCAGUUGGAGAUGCUUGUAUUAUCUAGUGGUGGAUAUGGCGGAGCAUUCCCCAAAUUUCUCUAUCACCAGCAUGACCUACAAUUUAUUGAUCUGUCGCACAUUCAAAUGAGUGAAGGGUUUCCAUAUUGGUUGUUACAAAACAACACCAAAUUGGAACGACUUUACUUAAUCAACAACUCUCUCUCAGGACCUCUGAAAUUACCAAUUCAUUCCCAUAUGAAUUUGUCAGUAUUGGAUAUCUCAGAUAAUUUCUUUCAAGGCUUCAUCACACCAGAGAUGGGAACAUAUCUGCCAAAAUUGUCACAUCUAAACAUGUCGGGAAAUGGUUUCAGUGGUAGCAUUCCUUCUUCAUUUGGAAAUAUGAGCUUGUUGGAACGUUUAGACUUAUCCAACAAUAGAUUGUCAGGUACUAUACCAGAGGAUUUAACCAUUGGUUGUGUCUCAUUGCAAGAACUCAUACUUUCAAACAACAGUUUGCAAGGCCAAAUAUUUUCUGAAACCUCUAACUUAAGGGUUCUGUAUGAGUUACAAUUGGAUGGCAAUCAAUUCACUGGCAGCAUUCCACAUAGCUUGUCUAACAUCUCCUUUUUACGAGUGUUGGAUCUUAGUCAUAACAACUUAUAUGGUAGGAUCCCAAGGUGGCUGGGGAACAUGUACUUUCUUCGCGUUUUGGAUCUUUCAAUGAAUAAUAUCUCAGGAAGUCUACCAUCUAACUUUUGCCCUUCAAAUAUACAAGAGAUUUAUUUGUCUAGAAAUGGGCUACAAGGGUCAUUGGAGGAUGCAUUUUAUGGUUGCUCUGAGUUAAUUGUGUUAGAUUUGGGCCAUAAUCAUAUGACUGGAAGCAUUCCAUCAUGGAUUGGAAAAUUUUCUCGAUUGAGCUACCUAAUCUUGGGGCAUAACUAUAUUGAUGGGGAAAUCCCAGUUCAAUUGUGCAACUUGACUCAAUUAAGUUUGCUUGAUCUUUCUCAUAAUCAUCUUUUUGGUUCUAUUCUCCCUUGCCUAAGAUCUACAAGCCAAACAUAUAGGCAGCUAGGAAGAAUGCUGCCUAAUCCAUAUAAUGCUUCUAUGGAUAAACCUUUGGAAUUUACAACAAAGAGUAUAUCCUAUUCUUACCAAGGAAGAAUGCUAUCUUACAUCUCUGGAAUUGAUCUCUCAUGCAAUCAUUUGACAGGCCAAAUUCCUAUUGAAAUUGGGUACCUCAAUGAGAUCCAUGUACUAAAUUUGUCUCACAACAGUUUGACAGGAAAAAUCCCAGCAUCAUUUUCCAACUUGCGCCAAAUUGAGAGCUUAGAUCUGUCAUACAACAACUUGGAAGGGAACAUCCCUCCUCAGCUUACUGAGUUAAAUUUUUUGGAAGUUUUCAAUGUGUCAUAUAAUAAUUUAUCUGGCAGGACACUUGACAAGGUUGCACAAUUUGGGACAUUUGAUGAAAGCAGUUAUCGAGGAAAUCCUUUUCUCUGUGGAUGGCCACUGCCAAGAAAUUGUACUGAAAUGGUAUCACCUCCAUCAAAAUCAAGAACUUCAAUUGAGAAUGAAGAAAGCAAUGGCUUCAUGGACAUGGGUGUUUUCUACAUAAGUUUUGGGGUAGCUUACAGUGUGGUGUUGUUGACAAUAGCUGCAGUUCUAUACAUAAAUCCGUACUGGCGACGAGUAUGGUUUUACUUCAUUGAGGUGAGUAUAGAGAAUUGCUAUUAUUUUAUAAUAGACAAUCUUGUAGUUUUAUCCAAAUUUAGAUUUUGUAGCUUACGCAGAUGAAUUCAGCUUGAAAGUAUUCUGCAAGUUUUUUCUUUUUCUGUACUUUCAAUUGACCUCGAGAUUGAAUCUCAAGCAGUGAUGUAAAAUGUGUGUUUGAAAUGCUAUACUUGCUCCCAACAUUGAAUUUGCUUAAA